This is a messenger RNA of Athene cunicularia (burrowing owl), 2411 nucleotides long. RefSeq names its product sodium/potassium-transporting ATPase subunit alpha-1. NCBI's taxonomy places the organism in Eukaryota, Metazoa, Chordata, Aves, Strigiformes, Strigidae. Gene Ontology annotation, biological process: potassium ion import across plasma membrane; sodium ion export across plasma membrane; intracellular potassium ion homeostasis. The record is from RefSeq and is a predicted model, not a curated record. Bases 12 to 2099 code for a protein of 695 amino acids. The transcript has 17 exons. Gene Ontology annotation, molecular function: ATP binding; ATP hydrolysis activity; P-type sodium:potassium-exchanging transporter activity. Gene Ontology annotation, cellular component: membrane.
CAUCUUGCCAGAUGUCCCUGAAGGGCUGCUUGCAUCUUCCUUGUCUCCAGGUAUGUCUGACACUAACAGCCAAGCGUAUGGCUCGUAAGAACUGUUUGGUGAAGAACCUGGAAGCUGUGGAAACCCUGGGCUCCACAUCCACUAUCUGUUCUGACAAAACAGGCACUCUGACACAGAACCGCAUGACGGUUGCACACAUGUGGUUUGACAAUCAGAUUCAUGAGGCUGAUACUACAGAGAACCAGAGUGGCGCUUCUUUUGACAAGAGCUCGGCUACUUGGACUGCUUUGUCCAGAGUUGCAGGUCUCUGCAACCGUGCUGUGUUUCAGGCCAACCAGGAAAACGUACCAAUUCUUAAGAGAGAAGUGGUGGGAGAUGCUUCUGAGUCUGCACUUCUGAAAUGCAUUGAAUUGUGCUGUGGUUCUGUCAAAGAGAUGAGAGAAAGGUAUCCCAAAGUGGUGGAAAUACCAUUUAACUCUACCAACAAGUAUCAGCUGUCUAUUCACAAAAAUGCAAAUCCAUCAGAAUCCCGUUACUUGCUGGUGAUGAAGGGAGCUCCAGAGAGGAUCUUGGAUCGCUGCAGCACCAUUCUUAUUCAUGGCAAGGAGCAGCCACUGGAUGAGGAAAUGAAAGAUGCUUUUCAGAAUGCCUACCUCGAGUUGGGAGGCCUGGGGGAGAGAGUGUUGGGAUUCUGUCACUUGGCUCUGCCGGACGAUCAGUUCCCUGAAGGCUUCCAGUUUGAUACAGACGAGGUCAACUUCCCUGUAGACAAGCUCUGUUUUAUAGGACUGAUGUCUAUGAUUGACCCUCCUCGUGCUGCUGUGCCAGACGCUGUUGGCAAAUGCAGAAGCGCUGGGAUCAAGGUUAUCAUGGUUACUGGAGACCAUCCGAUCACAGCCAAAGCCAUUGCCAAGGGUGUCGGCAUCAUCUCUGAGGGCAAUGAAACGGUUGAAGAUAUUGCUGCUCGACUUAACAUUCCUGUCAGCCAGGUCAACCCUAGGGAUGCCAAAGCUUGUGUUGUUCAUGGCUCACGUUUGAAGGACAUGACUAGUGAGCAAUUGGAUGAGAUCCUGAUGCAUCAUACAGAAAUUGUCUUUGCCCGGACAUCUCCUCAGCAGAAGCUUAUAAUUGUGGAAGGCUGCCAGCGACAGGGUGCCAUUGUAGCAGUCACAGGUGAUGGUGUGAAUGAUUCCCCAGCCCUGAAGAAAGCUGACAUUGGUGUUGCUAUGGGUAUUGCUGGCUCUGAUGUCUCCAAGCAGGCUGCUGACAUGAUUCUCCUGGAUGAUAACUUUGCCUCCAUUGUCACUGGGGUUGAAGAAGGGCGUCUGAUCUUUGAUAACCUGAAGAAGUCUAUUGCUUACACCUUGACCAGUAACAUUCCUGAAAUCACACCGUUCCUGAUCUUCAUCAUUGCAAACAUACCCCUUCCACUGGGAACAGUCACCAUCCUCUGCAUUGACUUGGGCACUGACAUGGUCCCUGCUAUCUCCCUGGCAUAUGAGCAAGCAGAGAGUGACAUCAUGAAGAGGCAGCCCAGAAAUCCCAAAACUGACAAGCUGGUGAAUGAGCGGCUGAUCAGCAUGGCCUAUGGGCAGAUUGGUAUGAUCCAGGCCCUUGGAGGUUUCUUUACCUAUUUUGUAAUCAUGGCAGAGAAUGGGUUCUGGCCUUCUGGCUUGCUAGGGAUCAGAGUUCAGUGGGAUGACCGAUGGAUUAAUGAUGUGGAAGACAGCUACGGGCAGCAGUGGACCUACGAACAGAGGAAAAUAGUGGAGUUCACUUGCCAUACAGCCUUCUUUGUCAGCAUUGUGGUUGUGCAGUGGGCGGACUUGAUCAUUUGUAAGACCCGAAGAAACUCCGUCUUUCAGCAGGGGAUGAAGAACAAAAUCUUAAUAUUUGGUCUGUUUGAGGAGACUGCUCUGGCUGCCUUCCUCUCCUACUGCCCUGGAAUGGAUGUUGCUCUAAGGAUGUACCCUCUCAAGCCAACCUGGUGGUUCUGUGCUUUCCCAUACUCCCUCCUCAUAUUCCUGUAUGAUGAAGUCAGAAAGCUCAUUAUCAGACGCAACCCUGGUGGUUGGGUGGAAAAAGAGACCUACUACUAAAAAAGCGCCUGUAAAACAUUCCACGCACAGCCCACGCCACCUCUCCACCAUCUCCCCUGUGUGUGUACUUCAUCUUUGUAAGUGCAGAACUGUGCCUGGGCAGGAGUGAGCUGAAGCUAAAGGAAACAUGAAGAAACAUGGACUGGAAGAGACAGGGAGGGGGAGGUGGGGGUGGGGGGAGUGUCUGACCAUCAGUCCAUGGGGAUAAGAGUGAGUAGUUUUAUGUGCCUUUUUGUUUUUGUAAAAGGAAACUGAAGAUUUUAUAUGUGGAUUUUUACAAAUAAAGAUGGAUUAUAAGAGGAUGCCCCCACA